AAUACCUUUCAUCACGAUGGAUAAAGUAGUUUUAGGAACAGCCGUGUCAUCGUUGUUGCUUCACGGAAUCACACCUUAGCAAUGAGGAAAGCCCUUCCCCCAGAGUGGGCGUGUUCAGAUCAGCAGAGGGGGCGGAGGCUGGGAUAAAGUCAACCUUAAGAUGAGUGAGAGCUUUAACUCAGCAGCGCACUGCACCGGGAAGGUUUAGUGUUGAGUCCUGAUGGGAACGGAUAUAAACACAGGGAAUCCAGCCUGAGGGUUAUGAAGCUGACACUGGAACCUGACCACGCUGCACAGAGAGACUCACUCUGCCUGUCACAGUCACAGCUUGGAGGCAACAAGGAAAGGGACUGCACUGCUGCAGCUGCUCUACAAUGAGAUGCGCUCCAGGAACUUGUUAAAGGCACGAUGCGUAGUUUUGACCGAGACUCCCACUGAGUGAAACCCGAAGUCGCGUCUGUGUUUCAUGUGUGCAUUCAUGAAGUUCAACCAGUGCCUACUGCAGGACUUGUCUGCGAACCACAGUGACAACAAAGUGUGGAAAUGGCACAUUCAGGACCCCGCCAGCCAGAGACUGACGUGGAACAAGCCACCAAAAAGUGUCCUUGUCAUCAAGAAGAUCCGAGAUGCCAGUCUGCUUCAGCCUUUCAAAGAGCUCUGCAUAUUCCUCACAGAGGUGAAAGACAUGAUUGUUUACGUAGAAAAGAAAGUUCUGGAUGACCCGGCCAUUUCAGGAGAUGAAAACUUUGGGGCCAUUACCAAGAAAUUCUGCACUUUUAGAGAGGAUCUUGACGACAUCUCAAACCGUGUAGACUUCAUCAUCUGUCUUGGUGGAGAUGGAACGUUGCUGUAUGCAUCUUCGCUUUUCCAGGAGAGCGUUCCACCAGUUAUGGCCUUCCACCUGGGCUCCCUUGGCUUCCUGACACCUUUUAAAUUCGACAGCUACCAGUCUCAGGUCACCCAAAUUAUUGAAGGAAACGCUGCCCUUGUCCUGCGAAGUCGCUUGAAAGUGAAGGUGCUUAAAGAGAACUGGGAAAAGAAGGCCAGAGUGGACGAAAAGGGCAUCAUCCUGACCAAUGGGGACAUUGAAAGUAGCCGCAAAGCCAUUCAGUAUCAGGUACUAAACGAGGUGGUGGUGGACAGAGGACCUUCCUCCUAUCUCUCCAAUGUCGACCUCUUCCUGGACGGACACCUCAUUACUACAGUGCAGGCAGAUGGUGUGAUAGUAUCUACACCUACAGGAAGUACAGCGUAUGCUGUGGCAGCCGGAGCCUCCAUGAUCCAUCCCAAUGUCCCAGCCAUCAUGAUCACCCCCAUCUGCCCCCACUCGCUCUCCUUCAGACCCAUCGUGGUGCCGGCAGGGGUGGAACUCAAGAUCAUGUUGUCUCGUGAGGCCAGAAACACAGCCUGGGUGUCAUUUGAUGGAAGGAAGAGACAAGAGAUCUGCCAUGGAGACAGUAUUACCAUCACCACUUCCUGCUUCCCUGUUCCCUCCAUCUGUUUCCGGGACCCGGUCAACGACUGGUUCGAGAGCCUGGCACAGUGUUUACACUGGAACGUGAGGAAGAAGCAGAACCACCUCAGCUCGGAGGACGAGGAGUUCUGAGGCCUGCUCCGUGAUCUUCAGGGUCUUUUCCAAGGUCUCCGUGACUCCAAAGUCCUGGUCUUAACUCGACCGCGCUCUGUGCCGUUUUAAAAGUCUCACCAAACUCAAUUCAAAAAGAGUCACUACGACAUCGCCCCUCAUUUGAAUUAAUAUGACUCCAUAAAAUAUUGUGUUAUAAUAAUGGGUCAAAAAGAGCUUUGACUGUGGUUCAUGUUGAAGUCUGGCAGAAUGAAAGUGUGAGAAAAACAGGAAAACUAUGAAAACCCCAAAGUUUUCAGUGAAAAUCGUUCUAACUAAAUAAAUAAGGCAUUUUAAAAAUAAAUAAUCAUGGAUAAACUGAAAUAAUUCAAGAUCAUUACUGUAUUAUCAAAUAUUCUUCCAGCAUUCUUGUUUGUUUCACCAUGUAUAAUGUAAAUUAUAAUGUAGGUGUGUGCUAAUUGCGAUGUUGAGGCUGAGAUCCGAGGCUUGUGAUUGGCUGAAACUGCAACUCGGUUGUCUUGAAAAGUGACUUUCAAGUGAGUGCCGAAGAAAAGAAUUUGGGAAAUCUCUGAAGCAAAAAUUUAAUACAAACUUCAUGAAAGUAAAAAUUAUGAAGUAAAAUAUAAUAUAACAAUUCAUUUUUAAAAUGUUUUAUUAAUUUACAAAACUAUUUAAAAAAACAAUUUCUUGAACUCUUUGGGGCUCCAUAGUAACCAAAUCUGAACAUUGAAAGUCAGAGACUCAGGAUUGCACAGCCUGAGGUGUAUGUUAGAAAUACGCAGCGGUAAUGAGGAGUCUGUCAAAUUCCCUAAAGACUCAGGAUCUGAUGUGUGAGCUCAUUCAAAUUGUUGAUUUUUUUGAAUGGAGUUUGGAAUCACUGCCGGUCCAGGAUUGUCCCCAGUCCUCUGUUUGUGUUUUGAAAACGUUUUGCCUUUUUUCUAAUGCAACUUGUCAAAAUGCAGUUUGUGGACGAAGUUUUCACGAAAAAGGGGAAAUGUAAGAGUCUGGGAUGAUCCUGGACUGCAACACACCGUGACAGUUGUCGAUGAGAGUUACUACGAUGCUCCUGAGGGGCGUUAUCAAGUCUGCUCUUGCACUUUUUAAUCUUUGAGACAGACGACAGGGACACAGCCACAACAACAGGAUGUUCUCUCAGUAGAGGUGAAGGACGAGUUUCACUUUUGUGGAAAAUUCUCUAGAAAGAAUCAGUUAAAACCUGUUUUCUGUUCAUCAAAUCAGGAAAAACUGAUUGUGUAGGUUCAUCCUGAUUCACACAUCUACUUGCCAAUCGUGGCCCAACUGUACAGACUGUGCCUUAAACACUGGUAUCAUUAAUGUAUAGAAAUAUAAUUUUUCAAGGUUUACAUCAUGGUAAUUUUUUAAGAAUCACACGUGCAAAGAUUUGUGCAUUUUCUCUCUGAUGCUUGUUUUUGUGUCGUCUGUUCCUCAGCGUCUCGGCUCUGCAGCCGUGUGCUGAGUGUGUUGGACGAAUUGUUGAGUGAGACUCAUUCCAGGCAAAGAGACAAUAGUUCAGGUGUCUUCAGCAUCUUUUUAACAUUUUUAAAAAUGUCUUUUAAAGCCAUAGCUGAUCUCUGUGUAGUUUUUAUAGACUGAUGUAUGUGGGCUGUGGGUGGUGUUGUGUGUUUGUCCAGGGACUGAUCAUAACAGACUUUGGUGCAUCCUUGCUUCUCAGUUUGCUACAUGUCUGCCUCAGCUGAGGUGGCCUACCUUUCAUAUCUUUUCAGAUAUCAUGUGUAGAUGUUAAUAUAUAUAUUUACCAGUAUAUAGUCAAUUGGCUCAACAUAAUGUGUUUGGUUAAAAAGAUGAAACUGUGGAGUCGACCUGUUGAAACUAUCCAGCGGACCAAGUAAGCUCUGAAAGGCAAUCAUUCCUUUAACUCCUGUACAUACAGCCAUGUUUCAAUAAGAUGUUUAUUAACCAGUUUACAAUGUGUCUUUGCGGAAAAUAAAUCUAUUUGGUACCUUCUUUUUUUUUUUUACAUUAAGGUAUUUAGUUGUUAAUUCUUUGUUGAUGAAGACAAGUUUUGAUUCUAUAACUACAUUUUUCUGCCAUUUGUAAUUGGUCAGAAAAGUACUUGUUGUACCGUCAAGUACUGAGAUAAUCAAAUAAAGCCAAAGUUACUCUAACA
Molecule: messenger RNA, 3734 nt
Organism: Hippoglossus stenolepis (Pacific halibut)
Lineage: Eukaryota; Metazoa; Chordata; Actinopteri; Pleuronectiformes; Pleuronectidae
Gene: nadka
Product: NAD kinase a
Exons: 10
Coding region: 467-1606 (379 amino acids)
Biological process (GO): NAD+ metabolic process; NADP+ biosynthetic process
Molecular function (GO): NAD+ kinase activity
Source: RefSeq, a predicted model, not a curated record